Molecule: messenger RNA, 168 nt
Organism: Laccaria bicolor S238N-H82
Lineage: Eukaryota; Fungi; Basidiomycota; Agaricomycetes; Agaricales; Hydnangiaceae
Exons: 1
Coding region: 1-168 (55 amino acids)
Source: RefSeq, a predicted model, not a curated record
AUGACAUGCAGUCCCCGUCGAGUUCAACUCAGUAGCAGUACAUACAUAUCUUAUAUCCUUCGAAUCGUAGCCCGUAACAUUAUUAUUCUCUCCUUGUAUUUUCACCUUGUCUCUGUCGUCAUCAUCAAUCAAAUCCAGUAUCGGCUAUCCUGGCUAGCCACAACCUAA